AACCUUUUGCUCACCUAGUCCCGGUCCCUGAAGAUGUCGUUCCCCUCCGUGCGCUCUGUUCACUGCUCUAUUCAUCUUACAGGACCUUUCCCUUUUCAGCCAAUCACGGGCCGCAGUGGUGUAAAGCCUGUGAUUGGCUGAAGGGGAAAGGACUUGUUCUGCAGCAAAUACACUAGGUUUGAAAUCUGCCGGCAAACCUAAUGUAUUUGCUGCAGGACAAGAAGGUGACAAGGUAUUAUGACUGUAAAGCAACCGUCCUGCGUAAAAUAAAAAAACACAAGAAAUUCAGGAAGUGGGAGCAGGAGUUCCGGAACCAUCUCCUGCCAGAGGGUCGGAGUGAGACAGGCCUUGGUGGUCCUCAUAUGUUGCCUGAGUCCGAGAGUGCUGGCGAUCAACCAGGUCCAUCUGCAGGGAGGAUGGUCCACCAUCAAAACUUGCCCCAAUCACCUGUCCUGUCCUCAGCACCGGCUGAGAUAGAUGUGGAGGAGGAGGUGUCCCCAGGUGAACAACACCAACCACUCUCCCCAACCCUAGCUCCUGGCUCUGUCCCAAGGGAUACUUACAUGCAGCUUGUUAAAGAAAUCCAAAGGCUGGCCAAGGAGAACAGGAACAUGUUGCGCGAAUUGCGCCGGAUGAAUCGCACCAUGCUUGAACUCCACCGGUCGCAAAAACAAGAGUUCCAAGCCCUGUUGGCAAAACAAAUGGGAGAAUUUCAGGCCAUGUUGUCCCACCAUAGCCAACAGAUGCAGGCGAUGCAUGAUUUUAGGGUGGACGCUGUGUCUGCUAUUGCCAGCUCUCAGAGGUUGCUUGACCCCAUAAGCAGCAGCAGCAGCAAUACCCCCCAAAAAAACUGAAAUAUACGGGACUAAAUUAUUUUGCCUUGUGGAUAUGUUUCAGUUGUUGUUCUGUUUAAGAUA
This is a messenger RNA of Hyla sarda, 917 nucleotides long. RefSeq lists its product as uncharacterized. NCBI's taxonomy places the organism in Eukaryota, Metazoa, Chordata, Amphibia, Anura, Hylidae. The record is from RefSeq and is a predicted model, not a curated record. The transcript is spliced from 3 exons. The coding region runs from base 201 to 854 and encodes 217 amino acids.